This is a messenger RNA of Heteronotia binoei (common prickly gecko), 4331 nucleotides long. Its product is annotated as arf-GAP with Rho-GAP domain, ANK repeat and PH domain-containing protein 2-like. Bases 50 to 4324 code for a protein of 1424 amino acids. Gene Ontology annotation, molecular function: protein binding; phosphatidylinositol-3,4,5-trisphosphate binding; GTPase activator activity. The record is from RefSeq and is a predicted model, not a curated record. NCBI's taxonomy places the organism in Eukaryota, Metazoa, Chordata, Lepidosauria, Squamata, Gekkonidae. The transcript is spliced from 26 exons. Gene Ontology annotation, biological process: positive regulation of GTPase activity; signal transduction.
GCUUAAAGAAGAACUUUUGUCAUGAUUCUAGAAAUGUGUGCAAAGUAUUAUGUCUCUGAAGAAGAAAGCUCAGCAUGAAGUCACCAGGAUGUCCUUUGGAGACACCCGUGCCGAUAUAAAAGAAUUCUUAGACGGUAUCAACUUGGGCCAUUACUUUUUGAACUUUCAGGCCUUUGGUUAUAAUUGUUUGCAAGACUGCAUGGGGAUAAACAACAGCCUGCUGCAGCAGAUGGGGAUAUCUCCCACCGGGCACCGCCGAAGGAUCCUCAAACAUUUGGAAGUCCGGUUUUCCAAAAGGCAAGGCAAACCUGUGGAUGCCGAAAGUCACAAUUCUGACCUUCCAAAGUUGAAGGAAAGUGCAACAAGGGGCAGAAUAUCCGGUGAACGGACGAAUACACUCUGUGACAAUCAUUGCGUCUGUGAAGAAGAUCAGGAGCUUCCAGACAAUGAGUCACAGGAACUCAGUGGCUGCAUAUCUUCAGAUCUGGACCCUUCUAAUUCAUCCUGUAAGAACUCAUGCUGCUCGACAGAUGUUUCUGCCGUUACGGAAGAUGCAUUGGGGCAAGCGGUGUCUUGUAUAGAGGAUUCCGUUGAAAAAGAGCAGUCUGGACUUUUUGAUGUGCAAUUAGAAGAUGCUGCCAAAGACGAUUUGACUUCAGGUGCUUUCUGUUCCUCUGAAAUGAAGUCUGGGGAGAAAGAGCACCUGCUCUGUUCAGGACUGGGAAACUCGCCACGGGGUUGGCCGGACUCACCGUUCAUGGAGUUUAAAGGCGAAAUGGUGGAGAACGAUCUGUAUGGCCCUAGUACGCACAGUCUUAUGAAAGCGGCUCCUAGAACAACACGAUCUUUCUUGCUCAGGCAUCGGCCUGUCCCAGAAAUACCAGCCUCUUCCAAAGCUGCUGCUUCCCCAAGCUCCCUGCAAGACAGAAGAAACCUCAGCACCUUAAGCAUUCCUUCUUCCGAGAGCCUUCUUUCACAAGACGGUGAUUCCGCUGAGGAAAAGCCGCCUCCCAUCUCUCCAUAUGGCGAAACCUUUCUUUUUAACUCCGCAGAAGACGCUGAAAUCUGUGGCAGCGAACUAUCAAGCCUCCCAGAAAAGGACAGAGAUGAGAGAGGUGCUGAAAGGGAUCCCCUUCCCAGCAAAACAUGCACUCCUCUUAAUAAUAAUCAAACGCGGAAAAUCAAUGAAGAAUCAGUAGACAGCAAGUUGGUACCUGUUGAGAAGUAUGCCUUGCCGAACAAAUUCGUCGGUGAGCCAGAAUAUUCUACAGUCAAAGAUUGUGCUCGAUACGCACGAAGAGGGAAAUAUAAACCAUCCAAAACCAACAGAGAGUUGAAAACCGGGACUCUGGACAUCACAACAGUGCUGCACAUCUACUCUACCCAACUCGGCGGUGUUAUCGAUGGGUCUGCCAAUGGCCCAGUGCCGAGUCCCAGAGACUCAAUAGCUCCCUAUGCCUGUUUUUAUGGAUCAUCGAUGAAGAAGGUUAAAGAAGGAUGGCUGGACAAGCUGUCACCUCAGGGAAAACACAUGUUUCAGAAGCGAUGGGUGAAGUUCGAUGGCGACAGCUUUUCUUAUUACAACAAUGAGAAGGAAGUGUACUCUAAAGGAAUAAUCCUCCUGUCUGCUGUGUCUACAGUCAGAGGCCAUGGGGAUAUCAAGUUUGAACUUGUCACAGCACAUAGGAUAUUUGUGUUCAGGGCCGAAAAAGAAGAUGAAAGAAAUGACUGGAUUAAUACAAUACUUGGUGCUUUGCGGUUGCUGCCUGAAAUUUCCUGCACACGGAGCACCACCGCUCCUCCUGAGAAAAGCGGGUAUCUGGAACUGAAGGGAUACAAAGCCAAAAUCUUUACCUUGCUGCAAGGAAACCAUGUGUGGAUUUGCAAAAGUGAACAGGAUUUUAGAACUGGUUAUGGGAUCACUAUAAUCCCCAUGAACGUGGCUAAUGUGAGACAGGUCGACCGUACGGCAAAACAAUCUUUUGAAAUAAUCACACCUUAUAGAAGCUUUAGCUUUACGGCUGAGUCGGGAAAAGAAAAACAGGAGUGGAUUGAAGCGCUGCAACAGUCCAUCGCAGAAACUCUCUCUGACUAUGAAGUCGCUGAGAAAAUCUGGUUCAACGAAUCAAACAGGACCUGUGCCGAUUGUAAAGCGCCUGAUCCUGACUGGGCAUCCAUCAAUCUCUGUGUCGUCAUUUGUAAGAAGUGUGCAGGCCAGCACAGAUCGUUGGGACCCAGAGAUUCGAAGGUCCGAAGCCUCAAAAUGGAUGCCAGUAUAUGGAGCAAUGAGCUCAUUGAGCUUUUUAUUGUAAUAGGGAACAAGAGGGCAAACAGCUUUUGGGAAGGAAAUCUUCAGUCCAAUGAAGAACUGCCUGUGGAUGCCCCAACGGACAGGAGGCUAACUUUUAUUACGCAAAAGUACAAAGAGGGAAGGUUCAGGAAAACCGCUCUGCUUUACAAAACUAAAGAAGAGCUAAAUAAGGCCCUGUGUGCCGCUGUAGUUAAGCAGGAAGUAUUGGAAACCAUGAUGCUGCUGUUUAGCGGGGCAGAUGUGAUGUGUGCUACUGGCGAUCCUGUCUACAGUACCCCAUACUUGCUAGCCAAGAAAGCAGGACAAAGGCUGCAGAUGGAGUUUCUCCACCACAAUAAGUUUUCAGAUUUCCCUAAUUAUGAUACUCAGUCAAACAGUGAUUCCUUUCAAGAUUCGUCAUCUACCUUUCUUUGUGAAUAUUUAUACAAACUUUCAUUCAGCGCUGCAAAGCUCUUGACUGAGAGGAAAUUAAAAGAAGAGUGUAAUAAAAGGUGGUGUGCUCUGGAAAGUGGCUUUUUGACCUAUUACGAAAGCGAGAAGACUGCAUCCCCCAACGGGAUGAUUGACAUCGGUGAAGUCGUCUGCCUUGUCAUUCAUAAGGCAGACUCCUUUUUACAUGCAGGAGCUAUAUUUACCUUUGAAAUCUACUUACUGUCAGAACGUGUUUUUCUGUUUGGUGCUGAAGCUGCACAUUCUCAAAGAACAUGGACCCAGGCGAUUGCCAAGCACUUUGUACCCGACAUGGCCAGAUGCUUGCUGGGCCUGGAUUAUGAUAUUAUUGGCCAGCUCUAUUACAAAGACUGUCAUAACCUCGACAACUGGAAAAAAGGCUGGUUUGCGAUAGAGAAGUCGAAUCUGCAUUUCUGUGUAGAAGAUGCUCAAGAGGAUUUGAUACAUCUAAGGAGGCUUCAGGAGUUAACAAUCAGCAGCAUUAUUCAAAAUGGAGAAAAAAUAGAUGUUCUGCUUCUGGUUGAGAAAGGGAGAACAUUAUACGUCCACGGACACACCAAGUUGGAUUUCACAGUCUGGCGUAGUGCGAUUGAAAAAGCAGCAGGUACAGAUGGCAACGUGCUGGAGGAUCAGCAGCUCAGCAAAAACGACGUCCCCAUUAUAGUGAACAGCUGCAUUGCAUUCGUUACACAGUAUGGUUUGGGCAGUAAGCACAUCUACUUGAACAGCGGGGAUCCCUCGCAUGUCAGCAACCUUCUAGAAUGCUUCAAAAAAGACGCCAGAAGCGUGAAGCUGAGGGCAGGGACGAAUCGAGUGGAAGACGUCACGGAGACGCUGAAACGUUUCCUCUCUGAAAUAGAUGACGCCCUCCUUGCCAAAGAGCUCUAUCCGUUCUGGAUCUCUGCACUAGAUACCGUGGAUGAGAAAGAGCGAGUGAGAAAAUACAGCACUUUUAUUCGAACACUUCCACCAGUCAAUAGGGCAACGCUGGCAGCUUUAAUGGAACACCUUUACAGGGUACAAAAGUGUUCCGAAAUCAACCACAUGGAUCCUCACAAUCUCGCAAUGGCGUUUUCCUCGUGCCUGUUUCAGACUAAAGGGCAGACCAGCGAUGAAGUUGAUGUAAUUGAAGACCUUAUUGUAAACUAUGUGCAUCUCUUUGAUGUACACGAAGAGCAAGUGAAACAAAUGGAUAUUGAGAACAGCUUCAUUACAAAGUGGAAGGAUACCCAAGUUUCACAGGCUGGGGACUUGCUAGUUGAAGUGUAUGUGGAAAGAAAGGAACCAGACAGCAGUCUUAUAAUAAGGGUGUCACCAGCGAUGGAGGUCGGAGAACUGACCAGUGACGUAUUAGGAAUCAAGAACAUCACGCCCCACCGGGAUGACAAGUGGGCUGCUUUUGAAGUGAUUGAAAAUGGAGAACUGGAACGCCCUCUGCAUUAUACAGAGAAUGUUUUGGAACAAAUCCUCCAUUGGAGCUCUUUGCCUAACCCCAGUAGUGCAUGUCUGAUAAUCAAGAAGUUUCUGUCAGCAGACACAGGGAGACUGUAUAACGGUAUGUAGAGGGGAG